AUCUCUGCAUCCAGCCGUGUUGCACCUUUGUUGCUCGUCCAUCUGCGUCCUCUGCAGAUAAAUCAGUGCGUUUCUGCUGCGGUUUUGGUGAAUGGCUGCUGUAUGAAACUGCCAGGCACACAUUUGGCUCUGAAAGUGGAAGGAGAGCAGGUUAAGCGGCUCCGGGGACGGCGUUAGCCCCGCGGCCUCCGCCAGUCUGUUGUUGGGCUCAUAUCAGAUGGAGGAGAAACUUUCUUCCGUCAUACCAGCAACUGGUUUUUAAGCUUCUACUGCUAUGCCUUCUGUCAAACACCUGCUGGUGUAAAUGUGGGAGCCAUGGCUUAUUGCAAGGGAGAUGAGCAACCAAGUGACACGAAGGAUCUACCUUCAGCCGCCGACCGGCCUUCCCGAUGUGGCCCCGAUGAUGUCGCCGAGCAGCUUCAGGCAGACCCAACGAAUGCAACGGUGAAAUCUCCAAAACCUGGCAAAUUCAGGAGGACCGCCUUGACCUUUUUUGGAGUCCGCAAGAGCAUCUGUAUCUUACCAAGCUUUUUUGGAGGCAGGAGUAAAAAUCAGAGCAAGUGGUCUGCGAAGAAAGGAAUCGGCAAAAGCAGAACGCAUGACGGGUUGAGUAAUGUCGGCCAUGACGACGGUGGCAGAGGCGGGCUCAGCUCAGCAGGAGAUUGUGAUUAUCUUAGCCAUAGAAAUGCUGCUGGAGAGCUCCACAGCAGCUGCCAGAGUGAAUGUAGUCACCCCGCCGCUGACCAGAAAUCACUGACUUUCGGUCGCCAGAAAAAAGGUCUGAGGAGUCUUUUUCAGAGUUUUAAACAUCACCGAGUUCAGAGAAAUGCUGGAUUGGAUAAAACUGAAAUGACUGCACUGUCUUCUGCUCAGUGCAAGAAAGAGGUGCCUGUUGUCCAGGACAACGCCCAACAGUGUGUCACAGAGUGCCUGGGAUCUGAACCUGAUGUGCCUGAUUUUGCUAAAGUUAUAUGCGAUAUUUCCAUCAGUCUUGAAUGUAGUGAUGCGGAUGCAACGGCACUCCAGAGCUGUGUGGAGAAGGAGAGCCCAAAGUCUGAGCUUGAUGAUCCCCAGCGCGAUGAUCAACUGGAGGAACUUGAUUUAAUGGCUGUAGUUUCGGGUGAGAAACAGGAAACCUGCAAAGGUUCCAGCGAGUCUCGUCUCCAACUUCGGAUGAUGUCUGAGCCUGUGCUGAAGUCCGAAACCCCCCCCGGCUCCUCGGAUCAGCUGAACCUGAUUUUUGGAGACGUCGCCUCGUUAAAGAGCUUUGACUCGCUCACUGGCUGCGGAGACAUCACUGCAGAGCAGGAGGACGACAGCAUCACAGAGAGCACGGUUUCUGGGGAGAGGAGUCGAAAUGGGGGGAAGAGGGCCUCGUGUUAUCUUACUUAUCAGGGUGGAGGCGAGGAGAUGGCCUCACCUGACGAUCUGGAUGAAACGUGCCUUGAGGAUCUCUGGGGAAAUGAUGGGUCAGAGGAAAUGUGCUAUAGCUGCAAUCCUGGCCAGACGGACGUCACUGCCGAGCUGACCAGCUCUCACAACAUGGACAUGCUGAACAGUAGCAGUGGGCAGCAGGCUGGUGGCAUGGACACGUCCUCAAUGGCGGAUGUUUUAACCCCCCAGAGUGAGCAUCAGGAAUCAGUCCCGAAUAGCGAUGAAGGUUACUAUGAUUCAAAUACCCCCGGGCCAGAGGACGGGCAGGAAAAGGCCGACAGGUUCGGCACGGGCAGAUUACCCCGAGACAGUUACAGCGGAGACGCACUCUACGAACUCUUCGCACCCGACGAGAGUCUCAUCAGUCCUCUCUAUGAAAACAAAUCACAAAUUCCCGGUUCUAAACAGAGUAACUACUUAACUGAGCCGGUCAACGUGACAGAUCCCGCCUUUGUUCCAGAGAUGAAUCACUUACAAAUGAGUGGCGAACUGUACAAAGAGGAUUUUCUAGAGAUGCCAGGCACAGGCAGUAAGUCCUCGGAGUUGGCACAAAAUGUGCCGGGUCAGCAGGAAAUCAGGGUGAAUGAAAACUGUCAUUUGAAUUCAAAACCACAGACAUCUGUCAACAUGAAUAAUAUUGAAGCGGGUGUAUUUGAUGAAAAGGGAAGCGUACUAGCUUCCACCGAAAGGGGAGUAAAAUCCAUAAAUGCUGACUGUGAUAAAAGGCGCAGCAGCUUAUCAUUUGGAAGCACGUCUGACCCAGAUUUUGAAGCCUUUUGUGAACCCAAAGGGGAACAUCUUGAGGAAAACAAGCCCGUGGCUUUGCCGUAUAGAAACAUGAAUUCACAGUCUCAAGACUGUACCAACUACUCGGAUGAAGGGCAGACUGUGUGUUUCUCUCAAGCCCUCGUGGAUUUCACAAAACGAACUCAAAUGCUCAGCGACUUGUGCAACAAUGUGGAUAACUUGGAGACGAACUCUGCCUUCACUCCGAACAUGGAGGCCUUACCGACCAUCGUGGCGUUUGAUGUGGUGGACAUGCACAACGAGGGGGAAUACGAUGAGCAGAUCCACAUGGAUCUGGAGGGAGACCUCUCAUCGCCCUAUCAGGAGUUUGAAGAAAGCUACUUGCAGAAAGAUGCGUUUGCCGAAUGUGAUUAUCAAAUGUUAGAUCUGUACGAGCAGAAUGUGCUCAGUAACUCGUGGGCUGUUGCCAGUCUCCCACGGCACCUCGGCCUUAUGAGAGUCAGCCAGCCCAUGUCUAAUCCACUUUCCCUAGACAGGAGAAGCAGGUCUUUGGACACAGAGAGCCUUGAGUCAAAGAUGCCUGACACUUACAGAGAGAAUAGAGCUGCUAUAGUCUCUUGUCCUCAAACUGAACAAGAGCCCGAGAGAGACUCUCCGCUGUAUUAUAAAAAGAAUGUAGUCAUGUCUGCCUCCGAGGUUGGAGACAGUAACAGCAUUAUGGCCUUAUCGUGGCAAACAAGGUCAGAAAUGGCUUUAAGCCUUUCUUUGACGGAUGGAGAAAUCACUGAAAAGGUACAGAGUCUCAGUCAAACCCAAGUGAAACACAAGCUCAUCCGUUGCUCCCCCAGCACCGAGUUUCUCAACUGUAAAUCACAUCAUCUUUGCACGGAUGUGUCGGACGGCCGGAGCUGUGACUUUAUUUCUCAGAAUACAGAACUUUAUAGUAGGGACUGUCACUUCCCUCUGCUCGCAGAUUCCCGUUCACCUCACAGCCCCUUCGUUUAUUCUGGGAUGACGGACGAGGAACCUGAUGUUUUCCGUGAGUCUGCUGCUAAUUUGAAGUCCUAUAAUCAGAGCGGUCAGGACAGAGCGGCUGCUGGGAGGGAAGGGGUGUCCCACGCGAGGAGACCUCUCAACACAGCCGCGUCUAACGAAACAAUGGCCACCCUCGGCGAAACGCGAGCACCGGGCGACGCGGCGGGCCCCGCAGCCUGCGGCAGUCUUCCUGGGCCGACCUUUAAUUGAGAACGUCUUUGCAAUACAGUUCAAAUCACAUGUCUAUGUGCCAGAGAGUGCUUUUUAUGUUUAUCCAAAGGAGAAAUUGUUGCUUAUUUUUGUGCACGACUGAUUGUUUUGAACAGUUGUUAGUCACUGUGACAGACGAACGGUGGAUCAGACAUGUAGAGUCUGUAACGCCGCCUCGUAUUGUGUCAAGUGCAAUGCAGGGAGAUCGGUUGUUCUGCAUUUGCACCACAGUUACUGUGCACACAGGAAACAGAUGUUAGCCGAAGGUAUGUAAGGGAGUACUAGUUAAAUUUGAAAUGAAAACGCCCACAGUGUCAUCCUAUCAGGCUUCUGAAUUUGACUAGAAUGUGUCAGCCCAAGUGCGGCCUCUGUGUCGUGUCUCGGUCCCGACAGUAACGCCACACUUUGUUCUGAGGGGAUUUUUAUGAGCCAGGCUUUCAUCGCACAGCUAAACAGCGCCGGCUUCACUCAUUGCCUUUGAACGCACGUAUUCUUGCGCUUUUACUUUCUAAAUGUCAGCUCAUGUUUGUAUUUACGAGUUCUUACAUCCACUGGGUUCACACUACGCUGACGUGCAUCACCCUGCACGUACGUCGGGGAUCCUGCUCAAAUCCAGCGGCAUAAGCGACUUGUACACCUAUUCUGAAAAUGUAUUUCACACAAAUGGUUGUUUUUGGUUAUAGAGGCAUGUCUCCCUUCGCAGAAAGAAAUAACUGCAUCAUUGAUUUUAUUUUCAGGUUGUUUUUCAUUUUUAAUUGAAAUGUGUUGACAUCCUCAGCGUGGUCACAUGAAAUGCAUUAAGCUGCAAAACAAUAGGCGAGUGCAGGAGCUGCACAGAUGGACUCAUAAUUCUCUCAUUUCACUUACUGCUGGUAGAGAGCUUUGCAAGGCAAAGCUGCUGUUUGCAUAGCUCCCUUUACACGCAAAUACUCGUGUAAAAUAGUUUACAUAAGAUGAUAAAGAAUCUCCUCGAAGCUGUAAGAUGAAAAGGAAAAGUUAGAUGCAACAUAAAUAAAGAAGCAGCCGGUGAGAAAAAGGUUAACCGUGUUUGCCUCUGGUCUGACAAGCCAGUGUGGCCUUUUCUUUUCGUCCAUAUUUUGCGCUAGCUCAACCACCUGUGAGGUGCAAACUUUUUAUGAGGAUGUGUCACUCAGAGAUUGCAUUAUUGUAAGUGUGUUGAUAGAGUAUGUGGUGUGUUUUUGUUUGGGUUUAAAACAUAUGCCAAGAUAAACUAGUAUCCUUUCUAUCAUAUUGUGAACAAAAUGGGUUUUUUUUUGUGUGUAAUAGUGAACAUUUUUUCACUGAAUUUGUAUUUAUAGUAUAAACAUGUUGUAUGCUGUAACAUGUAGACAGUAUGGCUGUUUCAGAUGAUCAUGAUUUUUAAGGUUUUGUUUGUUCCUUGAGCUGCAUUUCUAUUCUCUGAAUAUCAGUGACUGUACACUGCCUUACACGAAAAUAAAUGACAUCAUAGUUUUCCACU
Messenger RNA from Cololabis saira (Pacific saury), 4906 nucleotides. RefSeq names its product APC membrane recruitment protein 1-like. Lineage: Eukaryota; Metazoa; Chordata; Actinopteri; Beloniformes; Belonidae. Gene Ontology annotation, cellular component: plasma membrane. The transcript is spliced from 2 exons. Gene Ontology annotation, molecular function: beta-catenin binding; phosphatidylinositol-4,5-bisphosphate binding. The record is from RefSeq and is a predicted model, not a curated record. Bases 316 to 3426 code for a protein of 1036 amino acids. Gene Ontology annotation, biological process: regulation of canonical Wnt signaling pathway.